CAGCCAACGGAGGCAGGCAGAUGAAUGCAACCGCUUGGCUGUAGUCGGCGCAUACUUUCCACACACACAGCGAGAAAGGGUUGAGGAACAGAACAGAACAGAACAGGGUGGGAGGGUUUGCGAGACGGGAGAGAAAGAGAAAAGCCAAGCGUAGCACAAGGCAGGCUGUUAGAUGAACAGGGCAGCAUGGCGGGGGUACGGGAGUUCCAACAAGGCAGCCGCUGUCACAGAACAACGUGGAUUAAUGUUAUACUCGGAAUUCUACCGCUACUUUUGCCCUGCGUACAGCAUGGAGGGGCUCAAUUACAAGCCCUGAGUCAAAUGUCCAGCGUGGUCGAGGUUUGGCAAGCUGAGGAUGCUGACCCAGUAGUCCCAACUCAGGUGGAAGAGCGCAGCAAAGACAGUCUUCCACUGGAAGAGAGCUCCUCGUUCUACGUGCCGGAGAAUGGAAGGCCGCUGCGCUUCCAGCCGCCAUCGCUGGAGUUUGGGACACAGCCACUGGGGCUGCCAAGAGCUGAAACCAUAUACAUACACAACCCCAGCCAGGAACUCCCAGUGACAUUGCUGUCAAUGUUUACAUCCAGCAGACAUUUUCACAUGCCUUCGUUCCACAGAAGGGUAAUCCCACCCCGAGGGAAGGCCUCAUUUAAACUCGUCUUCCUUCCGACAGUGGAGGGAUUCAUAGAAAACUCAUUAUUUAUAAACACAUCGGCCCAUGGGGUGCUCUCUUACCAGGUUUUGGGGUUGGGUGUCCACCAGGGCUCUUUAAAGGGGGUCUAUAGGAAGGACAGCGUCCUCAUAUUCCCCCCACAUCCAGAGCAUCAAGCUGAGCCAAACUCAGGAAGAUUCUUCCAACAUCACUAUCCUGGGGCUACUGCUGGAGUGCAGUUUACCCAAGAGCAUAUACAGCCAGCCGCAGGGGUCGUGCUUCCAGAGUGUUGAGGACAACGCGGCCAGGGUGGAGCAGGGACUCAACCUCCAGAUCAGGCUGUCGGAGCACACAGAACGUCCUGCUGACCUGGACAAGCUCAAGCCCUACAUCAUCGAGCACAU
Oncorhynchus gorbuscha (pink salmon) is the source of this 1053-nucleotide messenger RNA. RefSeq names its product transmembrane protein 131-like. Lineage: Eukaryota; Metazoa; Chordata; Actinopteri; Salmoniformes; Salmonidae. Bases 187 to 942 code for a protein of 251 amino acids. The record is from RefSeq and is a predicted model, not a curated record. Gene Ontology annotation, cellular component: membrane. The transcript is spliced from 9 exons.